Molecule: messenger RNA, 675 nt
Organism: Saccostrea cuccullata (small rock oyster)
Lineage: Eukaryota; Metazoa; Mollusca; Bivalvia; Ostreida; Ostreidae
Exons: 2
Coding region: 1-399 (132 amino acids)
Source: RefSeq, a predicted model, not a curated record
AUGGCUGGUAUGACAGACUCCCAGGUGGUGCAGUAUGCUACAGAGUUAAGGGAUCUUCUCAUCUCCCACGAGAAAGUCAACUCCCAGAUAACUGCUCUUGAGUCCUACAUCCAGCGCCAGAGUCAGCAGACCCUACAAUCUACACUACAAGAUUCCAAGUCCAGAACCAUCCACCACCUCACCAAGAAGUCUGUGGCCAACGGCAUCAAGAGGGUCUACCAACAAGUCUCCAACAACAAGUGGAAGAAGGUCACAGAGUUAUCUGCCCAUGUCAUCCAACAGCUAGACCAGCAGCCAGAACUUCCCCCCUCCACCACUAGUGCAGGAAGGUCAACCGAGAUGGAUGAGAUGGCCCCCCUCACCACCCAGAGUUUCUGUGAGCUGUACAGGAGUGCUUGAUCAUCUAGUGUUUUGUGACGCCUGAUCAUCUAGUGUUCUGUGAGGCUUCAUCAUCUAAUGUUUUGUGAUGCCUGAUCAUCUAGUGUUUUGUGACGCCUCAUCAUCUAGUGUUUUGUGAUGCUUGAUCAUCCGGUGUUUUGUGAUGCCUGAUCAUCUAGUGUUUUUUGACCAUGAAUCAUGUGAUGAACAUGUAGUGCAGUGACUCAGUGUCUUACUUGACUGAUAUGUUUUGUGUUGGUGCUUCAUAAGAAUGUGCUAAUUUCUUUUACGUCUGAA